CCUGAGGUGAGCGUGAGCGGCGCCAUCUUGGUUUGGGUCCCGCUGGCCAGAGAGGGGGUCGCCGAGGUAGGUGUAGAACUUGGCAUUUAUCCCUAUUAAAUUUCAUUGUGUUGAUUUCAGCCCAGUGCUUUAGCCUAUGAAGAUCACAUUGAACUUUGUUUUUGUCUUUCAAGCAGUGUGAAUCAUGGAGAACUAUCACAAGUCCAAGACUGUGGAGAAGCCAGCUCCUCUUCCAUUCUCCAAUUUGCCCUCUGAUAUAAUUGAAAUGAAAGUGAAGGAUGGCAGCAAAAUCCGGAAUUUGAUGGGCUAUGCCAUUGGCAAGAUGGAGUCGGACACAAUGAGGCAAGUCCUCUUCAGCGGUGCUGGCAAAGCCAUCAGCAAGACUAUCACCUGCGUGGAGAUAAUGAAGCGGAGGCUCAGAAAUCUUCACCAGAUCACCAAAGUGUUCUUCAGGCAAACAGAGGAGAUCUGGGAACCCAUCGUACCAGAGGCUGGCCUGGAUCCUUUGACUGUAAAGCGCAAUAUCCCUGCUAUUUGUGUCUUGCUGAGCAAAGAUCCAUUAGACACUCAUGAGCCAGGCUAUCAAGCUCCCGGAUCCUUUGAUGCCUUCUGGUUGGAAACACUGAAAUCUGAGUCCCAGGGCCAAGCUAAGCGGAAGCCAGGUGGAGGAAGAGGGGCCGGCCGUACUGGAAAACACCCUCGCUCUGUCGGCCGGGAGGACUCCUACCCAAAGCCCUGAUAAAGCCGAACUUCGGAAGGCAAAUAGUUUUCUGUAGAACCAAGGAAAGCCACUUGGUUUUCAGGUUAAAAUCGGAAGCGUUGGAAACAGCGUUGGAAAUGGUACCCCACCACUGGUGAAUCAUUUCAUUGUGACUAGAAAACAUUAUUAGGCUCCUUGUAACAUGGAGCCUCAAGACUUUUAAUAUUUCUUGCUUUAAAACAAGGGACAUUAACCUUCCUGAGCAUUCAAGAGAAGGAUCGUAUUUUGAUUCAGCGUCAAAAUGCAAGGUGAUUUUGUUUUCCCUGUGUGAUUGUGCCAAGGGACUGUUUGAUAUGUUCUUCAUGAGGAAAAAGACAAAUUGUCUCAGAAGCUACUUGUAACACUUAAGAGCUGUAGAUGGUAGGUUCUGAAAUCAUAUUUUUGUUAAUAAAGCCAGGAGCAAUGUGUAUUUUUCA
Molecule: messenger RNA, 1176 nt
Organism: Elgaria multicarinata webbii
Lineage: Eukaryota; Metazoa; Chordata; Lepidosauria; Squamata; Anguidae
Gene: RPP25L
Product: ribonuclease P/MRP subunit p25 like
Exons: 3
Coding region: 185-739 (184 amino acids)
Biological process (GO): tRNA 5'-leader removal
Cellular component (GO): ribonuclease MRP complex
Molecular function (GO): RNA binding
Source: RefSeq, a predicted model, not a curated record